Molecule: messenger RNA, 1083 nt
Organism: Aricia agestis (brown argus)
Lineage: Eukaryota; Metazoa; Arthropoda; Insecta; Lepidoptera; Lycaenidae
Product: protein NDUFAF4 homolog
Exons: 1
Coding region: 110-766 (218 amino acids)
Biological process (GO): mitochondrial respiratory chain complex I assembly
Cellular component (GO): mitochondrion
Source: RefSeq, a predicted model, not a curated record
GUCAAGCCAGGCAUAACCUCUAAAUUUCAAUAAACCCAAUAAAAAAUAAUGAGAUACAUGUAAAAUACACAUAAAUACAAUUAUUUACGUAGUUCUAUUGCCACCUAAGAUGGGUGCUUUAGCAACUAAGGCCCUCAGGCCUGUCAAAACGUUUAACAUUGAGAACCGUGCCCACAAACUUAUAUCAAAAGAAAAACCUACUCCUGCACCAAGUUACCCAUCAACACUCGAAGAGCUAAAGAGAGUGCGUGAAGUAGAUCCGAAUAUUGAUGAGAAGCUAGAUAAAAAGGACCCCGGACUCGAUCUUAGGCUAAAAAAUGUUUAUGUAACUUCAUUCGGUCGCCCAGAAGACGACGUUACUAAAGAAAUUAAAAACAAAAGUACUGACCGACCACUACCUCAAGAUCGAAAGUUAAUAGACGACUUUGACUUUGGGUUAAAAGAGCCAGACAAGAUUCCACACGGUCGCACCACUCUUAGACUAGUACUUGAGUAUCUUGCAUCUCACCAAGUGAAUCCAGAGGAGGUGACGGCGGCAAAAAUUGCAUUCGAGUACAAAAUGAGAGAAAACGAUGUUGAAACUAUACUCAAGUAUUUUAAAACAUAUGAAAUAUAUGUCCCUCCUACUAAAAACACCCCAGCACAAUUUGCUGGACCGAGUAAAGUAAGAAAACAAUUGUAUGACACAACAAGAAAACAACUCGGAGAUACAGAUAAUUCAAAAGAGAAUGAGAAGCCUACAACAAAAACUACAUCAACAACAUAGAGAUCUCUUAGUAUUUUCACCAAAUUAUAAGUCCUAAUUACAAUAAUUUUACUCUUUAGAUUUCAAUAAGGAGUGGUUAACAGGAAACGAUAGAAUGUAAUACAUAUUUAUCUUGGGUGAAGGUGUUCCCACAUUGUUAUGGAAUUCACAUAUUGUAUUAAUUAAAAAGCAGUUUAUGUUUAAAGUAUAACAGUAAAGAACUGUGAUAAUAUUUUCUUUAGCUUAAAUGUAGAGACUUGAGAUGCAACAUUAUGAUUUGGUGAUGUAAUUGUUUUAAUGAUGUUUAAAUAGAUAUUAGUAAAGAAGUUAUUUGUUUA